Molecule: messenger RNA, 894 nt
Organism: Cornus florida
Lineage: Eukaryota; Viridiplantae; Streptophyta; Magnoliopsida; Cornales; Cornaceae
Exons: 6
Coding region: 161-766 (201 amino acids)
Source: RefSeq, a predicted model, not a curated record
AACCGAAACAGAUUAAAAACCUAUCGACACUGUCGCCUCUGACAAUAAAAAAUACUGUACAUUUAGGUUUUCUCAUUGAAACAAGCUAUUAAACAUCCCUUGCCGUUCAAGCGCAACCCAAGUUUAUCGCGAUCGAUCACUAUCGACAACUGAAAGAAUUAUGGACCAAAAGCACUUAACAAAAAAAAUGAUGUACCAAAAGAAGACAAAUGUUACUGAUUUGAAUUAUGAUGUAUUGAAGCUUAUCAUAAGUUCAGUAGCAAAUUCUCCCAAUGGAGCAGUUAAUUUUGCAAGGACGAUAUCAGUCUGCAAAGCAUUUAGGGAGCUUUCGGAGGAUAAAGACAUUUUGAAAUCUGUAGAUUUUGAUGAUGUGAGAGUUUCUAGACGUGAUAGAUCAUUCUGGUACAUAAAUGGCUUGUUAAGCAAAUGUGCGAAUGCUGGAAAUUGGACUGCUUAUGACUUGGUAUUAGAGGAUCUCAAUGAAAGAAUAGAGUCUAUGAGGGUGAAGAUGAGGGCUAUGGAAGCAGCCAAAGAAAAUUUUCUGGAAAAGAUGGUGGCUGUAAGUGUCGUACAUACAAGGGCAAGAGCGAGAGCUGCUGAGUCAGCCCAAAAGGAGAUUUUGGAGAUGUUUCGUGAUGUUGAGAUUGAUCGGAUUUGCAAGGAGAUCAAGGAGAGUAUGGAAAGAAUCAAGCAUGUUGUGAUUCCUCAUAAAUGGCAGGCUUGGUGGAAACGGGAGUUGAAUCAAUGGCUAUCGUCGUCCCGGUGAUUCUCCUAUUGAAGUUUGCUUCAAUCCUAAUCCUGUGUAGCUAAGUUUCAUCUCAAAUUAUGAUAAUGUUAUUUUACUGAAUCAAUUAUUGCUAUUUUGCAAUCUUAUUUAGAUUUUAUUUUUUUCAA